UUCUUAUUUGAAAGCAAGGUUGGGGGGUGGGGGGGAACGGAUUCCUGACUUGAAGACUACGAUUCCCUGCAUCCCCUGCGCUCCACAGCGCAUGCGGGAAAGAUGGGAGACGAAGAGGAGAAGCAGCAGCCGCGCGUGCUGCAGAUGGUACGAGCUGAGGGAUCGGAUAAGAGCUGUGUCACGUUUGUGCUCAACAAUGAAGAUCACACUCUUGGCAAUUCUUUGAGAUACAUGAUUAUGAAAAACCCUGAAGUUGAGUUUUGUGGUUACAGCAUCACCCAUCCCUCGGAAAGCAAAAUCAACUUUCGCAUCCAGACCAGAGGAGGCCUACCUGCUAUAGACGCGUUCCAGAAGGGACUGGAAGACCUUAUGGGUGUCUGUCAACACGUGCUUAACACGUUUGAGGCAAGUGUAGAAGAGUACAAGACCAUGAACGAUGUGAAAAUGGAGUAGUAUGUCGACACCCGCCAAAUGGAUAAACCUCUGCACACAGCAACGGGUUUGGGGACUAUGAGUUAUUAAAAAGACAUUUUGUUUU
Ahaetulla prasina is the source of this 538-nucleotide messenger RNA. Its product is annotated as DNA-directed RNA polymerases I and III subunit RPAC2-like. Gene Ontology annotation, molecular function: protein dimerization activity; DNA-directed RNA polymerase activity; DNA binding. NCBI's taxonomy places the organism in Eukaryota, Metazoa, Chordata, Lepidosauria, Squamata, Colubridae. The record is from RefSeq and is a predicted model, not a curated record. Gene Ontology annotation, cellular component: RNA polymerase III complex; RNA polymerase I complex. Gene Ontology annotation, biological process: DNA-templated transcription. Bases 103 to 453 code for a protein of 116 amino acids. The transcript is spliced from 5 exons.